Cotesia congregata is the source of this 693-nucleotide messenger RNA. Lineage: Eukaryota; Metazoa; Arthropoda; Insecta; Hymenoptera; Braconidae. The record is from the annotation of a GenBank genome assembly.
AUGAUUUUUCAAUAUAAUUUUUUGUUAACCUAUGUUUUUUUUUUUUUAUUUCUUAGUCAAAUGAUUGGUUAUGUGGAUGCCAUUGAGUCAGAAAUGCGUUUUACUAACUCUCGAGUUUUUAAAUUUGUUUUAAAUAAUGGAUUCGGAACAAGAAUCCAAGUUAAUUGCUGGAAUGAACACAUUGAGCGAAUUAAAGAGAAAGUAAUUAUGGAUAAUAUUAUUUAUCUAGAAAAAGCUCACUGUGUUACUAGCACUGAUUAUAAUAGAGGAAAUUAUAAAAGAGCUGAACUAAUAAUUAACAAAUUCACUAAUGUUGAGAUAAUGGGGGCCUUCAAUGAUGAAAAUUGUGAAAUUCCUACAGCUGAACCUGUUGUUCUUCAAGAAUUUCAAUUAGAAGAUUUAGAAAAAUCAAUUUUACCGUGGAAGUUUAAAAUUUCAGGUUAUUUAAAAACUCAAUUUUCAAAAAUUGGAUCAGAGAAUCCAACUCAAGUUAAAGGAAUCUUUACUAUCACUGAUGGUAUUCGAAAGCUGGACGUGACGACUAACUUCUUUUCAGACAAUCAUGAAUAUGUGAGAGGAGAUUCCCUACAACUAAGUGGAUCUAUUUUUCAUUUGAGUGAGUGAAAAUUUAUUUUUAACAUUACUAAUCAUGAAUGAAACUAAAAAAGGCAAGAAUAAUCUAUAAAAAUUAGG